Messenger RNA from Exophiala mesophila, 3920 nucleotides. RefSeq lists its product as uncharacterized. The transcript has a single exon. The record is from RefSeq and is a predicted model, not a curated record. NCBI's taxonomy places the organism in Eukaryota, Fungi, Ascomycota, Eurotiomycetes, Chaetothyriales, Herpotrichiellaceae. The coding region runs from base 346 to 3684 and encodes 1112 amino acids.
AAUCUUGACUCGACGGCCUGCGAGGGUCACUCCAGGACCACAUCAUGACACUCGUCUUGUCUCAUUCCAUCAACAACAAUCAACUUCGCUUUCCCAUCACCAUGCCGCCUCCAUCACCACCCUGUGGCAUUCACUCUGGAUGAUAUGUUGGACUUUGUUCGUCAAUACUCUUGUGCCUCGAAAUUGUGCCGGCCUCUUCUACUUCGACCGAAUUCUGCAUCCUCACCACUUGCCUGACCACCGAGUCUGCUAGUACCCUCGGUCUUGAAUCCUCAAAAUGCGAACUCUCGCGGGCCUUGCCACUCCUUAGCCUCAGCCAGGCCGUGACCUGUGACCUGCCUCAGCAUGAGUGCAGGGAAUAUAUACCAACCGCUGCAACGUCGCAUGCGAAGAAGAUCCGAUCAUGUCUCUCCCACCUCUCCUAGUUAUACGAGACGCUUCAAUAGGCAUGGCGAACCCUUCAGUCCUACAGAUGCGCCCCCUCUGAUCCCUGAGUCCGACCAACGCUCUCCCAGGCCACGUCUUACCCCGGCCCAUACCGACUUCUAUCCUGCUCAGGCUCCCCUCUCCCCACAUCAAUCAUAUCCUCCGACAGAUUCCUUUCCUUACCAAAGAUCCUCGGAAGAUGCCACCACGGAUACCGUCCGACCGUCCGAAGAUGUUCACCGACCAGCCACAAGCGAUGCGAACAGAUCUGCUCCAUACACAGCCACUUUGGGCGCACGCCCGUCACCUGUGUCCGUUCAAUCGAACUCUGUCGAUUACAAAGAGCGAUCCUCCUUUGAGCCCAUCUCAAGAGUCACCGACAAUACUUCCUCUCCGACCCUACGUAAUUACAGUUUCUCCUCCCCACCGCAAGAUCGAUCCCAUUUCGACGACCACGCUGUGUCCAAGGGUUCGACCGCCAAGAAGAGCAGGCUAAAUCUCUUGAACCCGAUGAGUCUAUUAGCUCGCCGCCGAUCGUCACAGAAUCAAAAGCUGGAUGAUUUCAAUCUCACCAUUAAUACUCUGUCCGUGCCGGCUCUCCCUGACAAUUUUGAGCCCAGCAUCCGGGGAAAGCUCGUCCAUGAUUUUUCCGCGCCGCGUUCACGUAGGCAAGUCUCUCAAUCAGAUGUCAGCUUCGUCGAGUCUCCUGGUCUACGAACAGGCGGACUGCCAGACUCGAGUCGCCUCCAGGAUCCUUUUGGUGGUCGAAAUGGCCCUCUAAGUGGGGUCUCAAACGCCUCCCACAGUCCUAUGUUCAAGGAAAACUUCCAAGAUGACCAGACCUCUCUGCAGCCGGAGCGUACUGGCUACUUGCACAACCAUGCAGCGUACAACCGAUCCUUCGACUCACAAGAUCCCACCAAUAUCCCGGCGUUUGCCAAGCGGCUCCCUGCUGUAGUCCCUCAGUCUGAAGUCAACUCAUCGUUACUUGAAACUGACCAUCAAGCUGCAGCGGAAAUCCCGCUUGCAGAGCCGUCACCUCCUCCUCCAUCGCCUCCUCCAAAAAGCACUCCAUCACCAAAGUUUGAACCCCCUCCUCCAGCUGCUCUCCCGAAGCACAUGACGAGUACCUCAUCUCGUUUCAGCUUCCAGAUGGGCGGGAGUGGCUCCUCUGUCCAGGAAAGACUCUUGGAGGAAAAGCAUAAGCAACACGAAGCAACGCGGAAACCUCCGGUCGGAGAAGUCGAAGAGGAGGAGGACGACGAUUAUGCAAACUACGACUUUGAUGCGGACGAUGGAUUCGAGGAGGAAAUCCCCAGCUUCAAUGCUGAUCUAUACCAUGAUGGAGGUUCAACACUGAGUGGCAUUCAGAACAGCGCUCUGAUUGCACGCUAUCCCAUCGACGAAGACCCAUUUGAUACAUCUGAUCUUCCCCAAGGCAAUCUGUUGGCUCCCAAGUAUUUACCAAGCGAGAGCACAGGUGUUCCCGAAGCCGAGGUCGGACCAGAGCCUGUACUGGAGCCCAAUUAUGCUACAUCACCACCAUCUUUGCCUGAGUCUGUGAUCAAGGAAACAACGUUACAUCGCCACUCGCUCCAAGGCUUCCACUUCACCCCUCAAUCUUUGACAUUUAGUCCCACCAGUACAAACAACGCCUCCCAACCCACGCCACGGGAUCACGAAGGAUUCCCCAUCGGAAUUGCCGACUCCAGAGUAUCCUCCCGAGCAAGUCACGAUGCCCUGGAACAGAAAGAUGCUGGUAUCGAGAUAGAAAAGCUUUCGCUGAUUGGGGGCCUCGGAAUCACGACGCCGGCUGCACGUCCUCGGAGACGGUCGAACCACGUCGAACGGCCACACGCCCAAGUCUUUGAUGACGACGAUCUUUACUUUGACGAUGGCGAGUUUGGGGAUCUUGGGAUUGAAUCUAUUGUCCCAACAUUCGACGAACAAACCUUGGACGAUGAGAGUGGACAGAUUCGGAACAUCCCAGCGGAGAAUGCUCGCAAAUUGGCUCUUGCACUUCACCACGCCGUUGGAAACGAUGAUGGAAAACUUGCACCGAUUUGGGAUGGGCCGACGGCUCAUGCGCCCCAAGACGAUCUCGAAUGGAAGCAGCAUGAUCACCAGCGCCAAGUGAGCGAUUCAAGCCUAGAACAAGGCAAUAGCCUGGCCGGUCUGACUGAGACUAAUCUGGCGGCAUAUCACGAUGCACUCGCCAUGGCAGCCAACCAAGCUGCCGUAGAAGGGCGAUUUGAUCGCAAGGUGAGCUUCAGUCAGAACUCGGACGACACGUCACAGUCAUUCGAAAACAGCCGACAGGGAAUCGUGUCAGCAGACAGUCGCUUCGGUUUUAACUACAACAUGGGAAUUGCUGAAGACGAUGGAUUCCCUUUCGACGACGAUAUGGACGAUGAUCCUAUGAUCGCCGAGGCGAACGCUGAAGCCUUGGAAAAUGAUGAGGACGGGUUCUAUGGUCAAGAGUUUGGUUUCUAUGCCCGAUCGAAUACCAAAAGCAGUACCGAGAUUGUGAAUGGGGGUUAUUUUGGCGAAAGAGGAUCCAGUGGGGUGAAACGAAGUCAUAGUGGCAAGGCCAAUUUUCAGGAGCCCAGCCUGACGCCGAUUACAGAACGAAGUGAGUGGAGCACAAGGAAUUCGGUGGUGUCGCUCCAGAUGCCCGGUGGUAUUCCGGGAUCGGCUCAAUCAAUCCCCAGCCCAGGAAUUGCUCAGCUUCUGGAGCUCGAUUCUCCUGGAUAUGAUGAGGACAUGAGCUUCAGUGCAUUGAUGCGACUUCGUGGUCGAGCAUUUGGGGGCAGCUCGUCGAGUCUGAACAGUGGAGGUGGACCACCUCAAAUCAGCUCGCCCUUGGCUUACCCUUCGCACCACCCUUUCGGUCACGGGGAUCAUCACGGCGUGAGGAUGUCUUCAGGCUUCCACGGGCGAUCGUCGCCCGUGAUGGGUAUUCCGGAGUCGGAGGAAGAGGACGAGGAAGAUGGUCGUCCGACCUUGACGCAAAAUACGCCACGAAAAAGAAUCCCAGAGCCUCUGGUCUUUCAGUCGCAAGAAGAUUUGCCCUCGUCUCCAAUGGCAGUCCCAGCAGAACGGCGCAAGGGCCAUCACAGCCGCAAUAGUAGCGGCGCCGAGAGCGUCAGUUAUCAACGAGAAAUGGAUGGAAGGUGGGUUUUGGAAAGACGACGAACGGAUGAAGAGACUGGAGAUGAAACAGUGGACCGCGAAUACCUCGCAGGCACACGGAUCUGACAGUAUAAACAUGAAAAGGCGAGUAACAAGUGAAGAUACUUGUGCAAAAUAGAUUGGUUGAGCGAAAGCAACGUCUCAAGAUACCCAUGUUGGAAUUGAAUAGCCCUGCCGUCUUAUAGUAGUUCUAGCAUAGCGCAGGAUAUUGAGGGUUAUUGUUUGGACGAGAAAUCUUACAUGUGGACGCACUGGUCCGUCCGUUUCUACAAUAGCUGUUAUGCAAAUAAUAAUAACACUGG